Messenger RNA from Nannizzia gypsea CBS 118893, 2082 nucleotides. RefSeq names its product tryptophan synthase. Gene Ontology annotation, molecular function: tryptophan synthase activity. NCBI's taxonomy places the organism in Eukaryota, Fungi, Ascomycota, Eurotiomycetes, Onygenales, Arthrodermataceae. The transcript has 3 exons. Gene Ontology annotation, biological process: L-tryptophan biosynthetic process. The record is from RefSeq and is a predicted model, not a curated record. Gene Ontology annotation, cellular component: cytoplasm. Bases 1 to 2082 code for a protein of 693 amino acids.
AUGGAGCAAAUAAAGAAGACAUUUGAGAAAUGCAAGGAGGAGAAGAGAUCCGCCCUCGUGGCGUACGUCACAGCGGGGUACCCCGAGGCCAGCGAGACGGUUGAUAUCAUCCUUGCCAUGGAAGAUGGUGGUGCAGAUAUAAUCGAGCUUGGAGUUCCGUUCACAGACCCCAUUGCCGAUGGCCCUACUAUUCAGCGCGCAAACACUCAGGCUCUUAAGAAUGGAGUCACUGUCACUUCUGUCCUUGAGAUGAUUAAAACUGCCAGGAGGAAGGGACUCAAGGCCCCUGUGCUGAUGAUGGGAUACUAUAACCCCCUAUUACAGUAUGGUGAAGAGAGAAUGUUGAAGGAUGCCAAAGCCGCGGGAGUCAAUGGUUUCAUCAUGGUUGACUUGCCACCAGAGGAGGCCGUGCGGUUCAGAGAUCUGUGCAAAAAGGAAGGACUCUCUUAUGUCCCAUUGAUUGCACCAGCUACUUCCGAGGCUCGUAUGAAGCUUCUCUGCGGGAUUGCCGACUCUUUCAUCUAUGUCGUCUCUCGAAUGGGUGUCACUGGCGCCACCGGUACCUUAAGCACUGGCUUGCCAGACUUGUUGAAGCGAGUACACACAUACUCUGGAAACGUCCCUGCUGCUCUAGGAUUCGGCGUCAGCACAAGAGAGCACUUCCUUGAAGUUCAGGGUAUUGCAGAGGGUGUUGUUAUUGGCAGUCAGAUGGUGACUGUCCUGGGCAAUGCUGCUCCAGGUGAACGUCCCCAGAAGAUCCGUGAAUACUGUUCAAGCAUCACAGGCCGAACCGUCCAGCGUGGCCCUGUCCCCGAAGCAGCUGAUGAGCCUGGCCUUGCAGACCAGAUUGAGGCUCUUAAUGUCACUAAGAACCCUGCAGCUAUCCCUGCACAGUUCGGUGAAUUUGGAGGCCAGUUUGUCCCCGAAUCGUUGAUGGACUGUCUGGCUGAACUUGAAGCUGGAUUCAACGAGGCCAAGAAUGACCCGAAGUUCUGGGAGGAAUAUCGUUCUUACUACCCAUACAUGAGCCGCCCAAGCAGUCUUCAUCUUGCUGAGCGCCUGACUGAGCAUGCUGGUGGAGCUAACAUCUAUCUCAAGAGAGAAGAUCUUAACCACACAGGCAGUCACAAAAUUAACAACGCCCUAGGCCAAGUCCUUCUUGCCCGCCGCCUAGGAAAGAAGCGAAUUAUUGCUGAAACUGGUGCCGGUCAGCAUGGUGUCGCUACUGCCACUGUCUGCGCCAAGUUCGGCAUGGAGUGUGUCAUCUACAUGGGAGCAGAGGACGUUCGUCGCCAAGCCUUGAACGUAUUCAGAAUAAAACUGCUAGGUGCAUCUGUCAUUCCCGUUGAGGCUGGAUCACGUACUCUCCGUGACGCGGUCAACGAAGCCUUGCGCGCCUGGGUCGUCCACCUCGACACAACUCACUAUGUCAUCGGUUCAGCCAUUGGAGCUCAUCCUUUCCCAACCAUCGUCCGAACAUUCCAGUCCGUCAUCGGAGAAGAAACCAAGGUGCAGAUGAAAGAACUCACCGGCCGUCUACCGGAUGCUGUCGUCGCUUGUGUUGGCGGUGGAAGCAACGCGGUAGGCAUGUUCUACCCCUUCUCCAACGACUCCAGUGUCAAACUCCUUGGCGUUGAAGCCGGUGGAGACGGUGUUGACACCGCGCGCCAUUCGGCUACCCUUACAGGGGGUUCGAAGGGCGUGCUACACGGAGUCAGAACGUACGUCCUACAAAACGAACACGGCCAGAUCUCAGACACUCAUUCGAUUUCUGCUGGAUUGGAUUACCCCGGUGUUGGACCGGAGUUGAGUAACUGGAAGGACUCCGCUAGAGCCAAAUUCAUUGCUGCCACCGACGCGGAGGCUCUGAUUGGAUUCAAGACCAUUUCGCAGCUGGAGGGUAUCAUUCCAGCCCUUGAGUCUUCGCAUGCCGUUUACGGUGCAAUCGAGCUCGCCAAGACAAUGAAGAAGGGCGAGAACAUUGUGCUCAAUCUGAGUGGACGAGGUGACAAGGACGUGCAGAGCGUUGCCGAUGCUUUGCCAGAGCUUGGACCUAAGAUUGGCUGGGACCUGAGAUUUUAA